CACAGCUCAGCUCUUUUAACACUCAGCUUCGGACACCAUCAAGUGAGCAGCAGCCCAACAUCUGUCCUGCAGAAAUCCCUCUGCUCCUCAAGAAACAAUGGAAGAUUAUGAAUAUUCAGACUAUGAGUACAGUAACGAUUCACAAUUUCCUGCGUACGAGGAGUCCGCCUUUCAGCACAAAGCGACGUGUUUGAAGGAAUUCUUGUGUGUAUUUUUGCUGGUGGUCAGCGUGGGGAUUUUCCUGCUGGGCUUCUGUGGAAAUGCAUUAGUCAUCUGGAUUUCUGGCUUCAAGAUGAAGAAGACGGUGAACACCACUUGGUACUUGAGCCUGGCGAUCUCCGACUUCGUCUUCUGCACCUUUCUCCCGUUCAGCAUCACCAACAUGGUGAUGGAUGAGUGGCUCUUUGGCCGCUACAUGUGCAAGUUUACCUCGUCCAUCAUGUUCGUCAACAUGUUCACUAGCAUCUUCCUCCUGGUCUUCAUCAGCAUCGACCGUUGCAUCUCUGUCAUGUUUCCGGUUUGGGCCCAGAACCAGCGCACUGUCAACAAGGCGUCCGCUGUCGCCGUCCUGGCCUGGAUUCUCGGCGUCGCACUGAGCAUUCCCUCCAUGAUCUUCCGGGACGUAGGCAGUCACAUGGGAAGGACCAUGUGCUUCAACAACUACACACUACAUCAAGACAGUCACAAAAUAGUUGCAGUGAGCCGCUUCAUUGUCGGGUUUGUAAUCCCAUUCAUCAUCAUCAUUUUAUGUUACUCCAUCAUCAUCCUCAAGCUCCGCACCAGCAGGAUGACCAAGUCCACCAAACCCUUCAAAGUGAUGAGCUCACUGGUAGCUGCUUUCUUCAUCUGCUGGCUGCCCUACCACGUGUUCGUCCUGCUCGAGCUGAACCAUCAAAACUACAACCAUGAUAUCUUGACCUCUGGACUCAAAGUAGGCGCUUCUAUGGCAGCAGCCAACAGCUUCCUCAACCCGGUGUUGUAUGUUUUCAUGGGCAAUGACUUCAAGCAGAAGUUCAAGAGCUCCGUGCUCUCGAAGAUGGAGAACGCGAUGGCAGAGGAAGGGCGCACCACCAGCAGAUACCUGUCCAGGUCCAGCUCGAUGGACGGCAGAGCUUCCACACACAUCUAGAGAUGUCACAUAUCCAAAUAUUACAGUUUUAAAAUCUGCAAUUCAUCAAAUAUGCCUUUGAUUUUGGGGAGAAUCUGCAAGCCUGAGUCCAUACUCAGCUCACGCUGCAGGGUGAGUGGAAUCAGUCUCAUGUUUCAGAUUAAAAAUGUAAUGGCUGUAGAAUAUGAUGUACAGAUAAAACAUGUGAUAUCAUUAUUAUUGUGACUCAUUUACCAUAGAACUGAUUGUUGUAAAGUGGUCAUUUGUGUCCUUGACCUCUGAACUAACACAAUAUUAAGGCUAAACUGAAGAUUAACAUUUGCUUAAGGAAACAAGACCUGGUGACUGUUUUUUCUGUUUGAACUUACGUGAACUCUCAACUGACAUAACACCCGAAGAGAGGUGUUAUUUGGUUUUGUUUAUGGACACCACGUCGUGCAAUAACUUCUGUGUAGCAUCAUAUUCUUUUAGUUGCAUCCAUAGUUUGACUGAAAUGCAAAGUUCAGAUGGGUGGACGAUAACUGUGUGGGAUGAUUUUCCUGUAUAACAACUCAUCAUGAUGCAGUACAAAUAACAUCAAUUCCAGCUAUUAUUACCAGUUUGUUAAAUGAAUGCAUAUUUUUUGAUUUCAUUUAUGAGAAGUGUACAGUGGAAAUGAUUUGUGCAAUAAAGUGUUUAAUGGUUUUCCCA
Messenger RNA from Limanda limanda (common dab), 1798 nucleotides. It is a transcript of the gene cmklr1, whose product is annotated as chemokine-like receptor 1. Gene Ontology annotation, molecular function: G protein-coupled receptor activity; complement receptor activity. The transcript has 2 exons. The record is from RefSeq and is a predicted model, not a curated record. NCBI's taxonomy places the organism in Eukaryota, Metazoa, Chordata, Actinopteri, Pleuronectiformes, Pleuronectidae. Gene Ontology annotation, biological process: regulation of calcium-mediated signaling; chemotaxis; complement receptor mediated signaling pathway. Gene Ontology annotation, cellular component: plasma membrane. The coding region runs from base 98 to 1129 and encodes 343 amino acids.